Messenger RNA from Tinamus guttatus (white-throated tinamou), 1061 nucleotides. RefSeq names its product TDP-glucose 4,6-dehydratase (gene TGDS). The record is from RefSeq and is a predicted model, not a curated record. Gene Ontology annotation, biological process: nucleotide-sugar metabolic process. NCBI's taxonomy places the organism in Eukaryota, Metazoa, Chordata, Aves, Tinamiformes, Tinamidae. Gene Ontology annotation, molecular function: dTDP-glucose 4,6-dehydratase activity.
ACGGGCGGCGCCGGCUUCAUUGCCUCACAUGUAGUUGUGUCUCUUGUAAAAAACUAUCCAAAUUAUCUGAUUGUAAAUCUAGAUAAGCUCGACUACUGUGCAAGCUUGAAGAAUCUUGAAACGGUCUCCAAGAAGGAAAAUUACAAAUUUAUCCAGGGGGAUAUUUGUGAACCUCACUUUAUAAAACAGCUUUUUGAAACUGAGAAAAUUGAUAUAGUCCUUCACUUUGCAGCCCAAACACAUGUAGACCUUUCAUUUUUGCAUGCCCUAGAGUUCGCCUAUGUGAAUGUUUAUGGCACUAAUGUGUUGGUUGCUGCUGCAUAUGAAGCUAAUGUGGAGAAGUUUGUCUAUGCCAGUACAGAUGAAGUGUAUGGAGGUAGUAUUGACGAGGAAUUUGAUGAAUCUUCACCAAAGCGCCCGACAAAUCCCUAUGCCUCCUCAAAAGCAGCUGCAGAAUGUUUUGUGCAGUCUUAUUGGGAAAGGUACCAAUUUCCAGUUGUUAUCACACGGAGUAGUAAUGUUUAUGGACCGCACCAAUAUCCAGAAAAAGUUAUUCCAAAGUUUAUCUCUUUGUUGCAACACAACAGAAAAUGCUGUAUUCAUGGUUCUGGACUUCAAAGAAGGAAUUUCCUUUAUGCCACUGAUGUAGUAGAAGCAUUCCUUACUGUUCUGAAGGAUGGGAAGCCAGGUGAAAUUUAUAACAUUGGAACUAAUUUUGAGAUGUCCAUUGCCCAGCUUGCUAAGGAGUUAAUCCAUUUAAUAAAGAAGACCAGUUCAGAAUCUGAAAUGGAGUAUUGGAUGGACUAUAUCAAGGACAGACCUACGAAUGAUCUGAGAUACCCAAUGAGCUCAGAAAAAAUGCACAACUUGGGAUGGAGACCUAAAGUGCCUUGGAAAGAAGGAAUAAAGAAAACAAUUGAAUGGUACAAAGAAAACUUUCACAACUGGAAGAACGCAGAGAAAGCACUGGAGCCCUUUCCUGUGACAGAGCCGUUUGCACAGUUUAAUAUUCCGUAAGGUGGAGGAGGACCAGAGGAAUUAUUCUACCUCACAGUCUUUUU